Messenger RNA from Tetrahymena thermophila SB210, 324 nucleotides. RefSeq lists its product as hypothetical. The record is from RefSeq and is a predicted model, not a curated record. The transcript has a single exon. Lineage: Eukaryota; Ciliophora; Oligohymenophorea; Hymenostomatida; Tetrahymenidae.
AUGAAGAAAAAAAAAAAGCAGAAUAAAAAAGAAAAAUAUAUAAAUAAAAUAAAAAGCUAAUUAAUUAAUAAAUUAAAAGAAUUCAAUUUUUUUUAAAUUUGUUUUAAAACCAAACAAUAUUAUAAUUCAAAAUAAAUAAAUUAUUUUUAUUUAAAAUUAAGCACUAAAUUUGAGAUAUUAGUGUAAUUUGCUAAAGCAAAUCCUAAACUUAAUGCACUCUGGUCACCAAUUUAAUUAGACCUUUUUAAAUAUAGAAGAAAAAAUAUAAAAUAAUUAAUUAAUUUUUUUAUUUAAUUAAAAGGCAAAAAUAAAGAAACAAUAUGA